Molecule: messenger RNA, 2331 nt
Organism: Fulvia fulva
Lineage: Eukaryota; Fungi; Ascomycota; Dothideomycetes; Mycosphaerellales; Mycosphaerellaceae
Product: Neutral ceramidase 2
Exons: 1
Coding region: 1-2331 (776 amino acids)
Biological process (GO): sphingosine biosynthetic process; long-chain fatty acid biosynthetic process; ceramide catabolic process
Cellular component (GO): extracellular region
Molecular function (GO): N-acylsphingosine amidohydrolase activity
Source: RefSeq, a predicted model, not a curated record
AUGGCUCGCUCUCCAUUGCCUAUCAUCGUCGCAGGUGCUCUCUGCUUUCUAGCACUAUGCACCUUGAACAUCCUUAACAAGCUCGACCUCGGACCGGAUGUGGCCUAUAUCUGGAACACAGAGUCGUGGAAAUAUGCAACUUCUUUCUGGCAGGACCGAAAGCAUGGCGAUGAGUAUCUUCUGGGUGUUGGCAAGGGCGAUAUCACUGGGCCUGUGGCUGAGAUCAACUUCAUGGGCUAUGCCGACCCGGCACAAUUAGGAACCGGCUUGAGGCAGCGACUGUACUCACGCGCAUUCAUCGUGGGAGACAUUGAAGAAGCAAAGGAUCGCUUCGUGUAUCUUGUCCUCGACACCCAGUCUGGAGAUACUGCGGUACGGCACGGCAUUCUUGAGGCCCUCAGUCAAAUGGGCGACGAGUAUGCCCUGUAUGGGCAGCACAAUGUUGCUGUAACUGGCACGCACUCGCAUAGUGGUCCAGGUGCAUGGUUGAACUAUCUGCUGCCGCAAAUCACGAGCAAGGGAUUCAAUAAGCCGUCUUAUCAAGCCGUUGUGGAUGGAGCUGUUGCCUCGAUACGGCAGGCUCACGAACGACGAGCGCCUGGCCACUUGAGCGUUGGCAACAUCGACAUACUGGAUGCCAAUAUCAACAGAAGUCCUUGGGCAUAUCUUCAGAAUCCGUCUGAUGAGCGAAGCAGAUACGAGCACGAUGUCGACAAGACACUGACGGCAUUGCGCUUCACACGCACUGGAUCAUCUGGCGAAGAGGACAUCGGUGUCCUUACAUGGUUUGCAGUUCACGGGACGAGUAUGCACGGCAACAACACCUUGGUCACUGGUGACAACAAGGGCGUGGCCGCUGUGCUGUUCGAGAAGUCCACGGGCGAAUCCUCGUUCGUCGCAGGCUUCAGCCAAGCCAAUGUAGGCGAUACUUCACCCAAUGUGCUUGGUGCUUUUUGCGAGUCUGGGGAGCAAGCUGGCGAGGGGUGUGACUUCAAGACCAGUCUAUGCGGUAACAAGACUCAGCCAUGUCAUGCUCGCGGUCCGUUCUUUGGACGCAAUGACGCCGGCACAGCAUCGAAUUAUGAGAUUGGCAGUCGACAGUUCGAAGGCGCAAGGAAGCUGUUUGACGAUCAGGCUGCCUUUACGCCAGUUCGCGGCAAGGUUGUGAGAAGCUUCCAUCAAUUCGUCGACAUGAGCAAUCACCACUUCUCGCUGCCUAACGGCACCCACGUCAGCACCUGUCCAGCAGCAAUGGGUUUCUCAUUCGCUGCAGGUACCUCUGAUGGUCCUGGCGCCUUUGAUUUCAAGCAAGGACAGCCUGGCGAUCCUCAUGCCAAUCCUCUAUGGAAGCUGGUGGGGAACAGAAUCGCUAAAGCCAAUGACACCCAAAAGGCUUGCCAUCGUGAGAAGCCGAUCUUGCUGGACGUUGGUGAAAGCAGCACACCCUAUGACUGGACGCCAAACAUUGUCGACCUGCAAGUUUUGCGUGUUGGUCAGAUGUUCAUCAUUGUAUCUCCAGGCGAAGCAACCACCAUGGCAGGCCGAAGGUGGCGAGAGGCAGUGGGUGCAUCAGCUGUGUCCACAUUUGACGAUGUUGAUGCCGGCGGUAGCAAACCCAUCGUAGUCCUGGGCGGACCAGCCAACACAUAUACGCACUACAUCACCACGCCAGAGGAGUACUCAGUCCAACGCUACGAGGGAGCUUCAACUCUAUACGGCCCGUGGACGCUGGAUGCGUACAUCAAUUUGACCCUGAAAUACCUUCCACGCCUCAGCACGUCAAGUAAGGACUGGCCACAUUUUCCGACUGGACCAAAUCCACCUAUUCACACGAACAAGAGUCUGAGCUUCAUCACGCCUGUUGUUGUCGAUCGAGCAGGCUUCUUCAAGAACUUCGGUGAUGUCAUCACAAAUGUUGAUGAAGUACCUUACCAUGCUGGGGACACUAUUUCGGCGAGGUUUAUCGGCGCCAAUCCGCGCAAUGACUUCCGCUUAGGAAAGACAUUCGCAGCCGUGGAAAAGGAGAACGAAGAUUCCGCUAGCUGGGAGCAGGUCUGUAGCGAUGAAGACUGGAGUCUUGUGUAUGAAUGGAAACGAACCUCGACUACGCUUGGUACGAGUGAGGUCACGAUAUCAUGGGAAACGAAGUGGGAGACUGGUGCUUGGAGAGGGGAUGACUCGGAGGACUCCAGCGGAGUACAUACUGACCUGUUGGUUAGAGACAGUCCCUUGAAGGGGAGGUACAGGCUACGAUAUUAUGGCGACUACAAGUCUUUGGGAGGUGGCAUUACGCCAUUUGAGGGCACGAGUGGCGUCUUUACGAUCGAGUAG